AUGCACGAAAUCAUCACCCUACAACUAGGGCACCAAGCUAACUACUUAGGAACUCACUUCUGGAACACUCAAGAGUCAUAUUUCACAUACACUGAAGAUGCAACUCCCAGUCCCAUUGAUCAUGACGUACACUUUCGCCCGGGUAUCGGAGUCGGUGGGGUGGAAACAUAUACACCAAGGACCCUGAUUUACGACCUAAAGGGUGGAUUUGGGUCCAUGCGAAAGAUAAAUGCGCUUUAUGAUCAAAUGGAGGAAACUGUAGGGGGGAUCCCUCAGGGACUAUGGGAUCGUGGGACCACUAUACAAAGAGAGACCCCCAUCGAACCAAUUGAGUACCAGAAAAACCUCGAAGCUGGACUUCCGGCUCCCGAGCUAGACACGCCAUCAGUCCGCUACUGGAGUGACUUUAAUAGAGUAUAUUAUCACCCACGAUCAUCUAUUCAAAUCAGUGAGUAUGAGCUCGAUUCGAAGGUUAUGCCUCUCAAGGGAUUCGGCCUAGGAAAGGCUCUUUUCCAUGACUUGCACAUGGAGCAUGACUUGAUCGAUAGGGACUUCAGGUUAUUUGCAGAGGAGUGCGACCAAAUGCAGGGCAUCCAAAUCAUGACUUCUACCGAUGAUGCUUGGGGUGGAUUUGCCUCAGAAUAUGUUGCUGCUCUAAGAGACGAGUACUCCAAAGCCUCCAUAGUGACUUGGGGGUUGGAAGGUAGAGAUAAGGUUCCCAGGGAACAGGAGAUCAAGCGAACAGUUGAUCUCGCGUACUCUCUAUCAGGGAUAGUCCCACUGACAUCUCUUUACAUCCCUCUUCGAAGCCCUCCCCCCAAAUUGCACAUUAUCUCACAAUGGACAAUUCCUCAAAAUGGCAUCUCUGGUAGAUUGGGAAGUUUGGGUGAUAUGGCUGCUCUACUCAAUGUCAGCGGGAGUCAGAAGAUUACCAACCUUACCAUGUCUAUCCACGAUAUGGAAGAAAAAAAAUCGGACGGCACGCCGCUGCCACCAGCAUCCAGCUCGCCGCGGGACUCGGCAUCAAAGAUUGAACUCUCUUGGGACUCGAGUAACACCAGGGUUAGAGGGAAAAAAACCGAUGGUGAUGGACACGUCUUUGCAGAAGCGGAAGUUAUGAGAGGAUUCGAUGAGAAGCAGGUUAUGGAAGAGACGGCAGCUGCUUCUCGGACAGUUGGAUUGGCACAUGAUCGGCGUGACGCUAUUCUCGGAAGUUAUCUCACGCAGUUUACAUACCCAAUAAUCGACAGUUUCCCCGCCAUCUUUUCUUCGCGUGUUCUUGACAGAUCAGUCCUUGACAGGCCUUGCGUUGGCAGGAUUACCACCAAACUCACAACAUCAUCCAAAACAAUCUCGCGAUUGAAGAAUGUCAAAGAUCUCGUGUCACGAAUAGUUGGUGUUGAUGAAAGAGAGGCUCUUUUAAACGACUUAGGGGAGUUUGCGGAAGCUUAUGAGGAGGGAUACAACAGUGGGUCUGACGAUGACGACGAUUAG
Molecule: messenger RNA, 1494 nt
Organism: Morchella importuna
Lineage: Eukaryota; Fungi; Ascomycota; Pezizomycetes; Pezizales; Morchellaceae
Exons: 8
Coding region: 1-1494 (497 amino acids)
Biological process (GO): mitochondrion distribution
Cellular component (GO): cytoplasm
Source: RefSeq, a predicted model, not a curated record